Molecule: messenger RNA, 2853 nt
Organism: Cheilinus undulatus (humphead wrasse)
Lineage: Eukaryota; Metazoa; Chordata; Actinopteri; Labriformes; Labridae
Product: interleukin-6 receptor subunit beta-like
Exons: 16
Coding region: 238-2841 (867 amino acids)
Biological process (GO): positive regulation of tyrosine phosphorylation of STAT protein; cytokine-mediated signaling pathway
Cellular component (GO): CRLF-CLCF1 complex; external side of plasma membrane; signaling receptor complex
Molecular function (GO): cytokine receptor activity; cytokine binding
Source: RefSeq, a predicted model, not a curated record
CUUAGAACAGUUCGUAACGAGCCAGAUGGCGCAACAGCUAACUCGCUCGUUUACCCGUUUAUUUUGCUGUUUACCUGAUUCAUUCAGCUGUUAAGGUGAGACCCGGAAUGGUUUUAGAGUGACACCUGAACCGGGAACGCAGGUGACCACCGAUAAGUGAGUUAUUUUUUUUUUUCCGCACUGUUAGCUGACAUGACGAACAUGCUAACACUGGAGCUAACGGGUUAAAUUUUCAUCAUGGAGUCACAAACUCUUCUGCUGUUAGCAGCUCUGAUGAUGACGGGACGAGCGGAUUCCCGGAACCACUUGAUGACGUUCCCUCAGUCUCCGGUCAUAGAGGUUGGCUCAGACUUCACAGCGACGUGCGUGAUCCUCGACACGGCUGAGGUGACCUCAGAUGACCUCUACUGGAAUCUGUCAGAUACUACAUUACCCAGAGAGCUCUACACCAGGAUCAACAGCUCCGCCCUCAGUGUGACCUUCACUGUUAACUCGGAAAAACCUGAGUGGCUCUACUGUCUGUGCCGCAAACCUUCUCCCUACGUCGUCCUCAACCAGGGACGCUUCAUACACGGCCUUUACCUGAGAAAAGGAUAUGGCGUGCAGAAACCCGCGAACUUGACGUGUGGCUCUUCAGGAGAAGACACAUCUCAGAAAGCGAUCAGCUGUAAGUGGGACGACCGCGGACGUCAGACCAAAGAAGUUCCUACCACGUACACGCUCUACGUAAAACAGAUGACUGGAGAGAUAAAUCAAACCAUCACACCCAGAACCAACGGUCAGGUGACAUUGGGAAGUUACCCCACUCACACACCUCUGGAGAUUUGGGUGGAGGCUAAAAACCUGCUGGGGGUGGCGGAGUCAGACCGCCUGAUACAGGACGCCGGCUUUUUUGUGAAGACCAAUCCUCCGUCAAACGUCACGCUGCUGCCAGAGCCCAGUAUUACUCCCACCUCUAUGGUGUUGAAGUGGACUCCCCCCAUCGAUAGAGUCUAUGUCAGAUUAACCUAUCGCAUCAGAUUCUGUGUCCAAGGAGCGCACACCUGGAGCUACGUGCCUGAUGGAGACCUGUCCAAAGAUAUUGAGUCGUUCAGACUGCAGGGCUUGCAGCCUGACACAGUUUACCUGUCCCAGGUGAGCUGUAAGAACGCUCGACCUGGACACGGACACUGGAGCGAGUGGAGCAACAACGCCACCAUGAGGACCCCAGAGGACCGGCCGAGAAGUAAACCAGAUUUAUGGAUGGUCUCUGAGAGAGACCACAUGGGGCAGCGAAAAGUUCGGUUCAUCUCCAAGGAGCCCGUGUUCGCUAACGGGAGGAUCCUCCAUUAUGAUGUGAAAGUGUACGACCAUGGGUCAAAGAAUGCCAGCAGUUUUGUUUCCUUUAACGCAUCAGAGAGUAGAGGUGUGACUGUCCUCAAUCACGUCCUCCUCUCUGACCAGAUGACAGCCAGAAUUUGGGUCUCUGCUGUCAACUCUGUUGGGCGUUCACCAGAGGCAUAUUUAGGCAUACCUGAGAGAAACCGAGAGCGUCCCCCGGUGGAGGAGCUGAGAGUUUGGCCCCAUGAGGGCCGUCUGAUGGUGGAGUGGCAGCCCCUGAACAGCUCUGGGGUGACUGAGUUUGUGGUGGAGUGGGUGAGGGGGCCGCAGAAAGACUGGCAGAGAGAGACCAAGGCCACCACACGGACGCACAUCACAGGUAAUCUGGAGGAGUUUGAAUGUUACACUGUGUCGGUGUACUCCAUUUAUUCUGGAUGGAUCAGUCGACCCGCCAGCGUGGACGUCUACCUGAAACAACGAGCUCCGUCUGUGGCUCCCACUGUCAAUCUGGUCGGCGUUCCUGGUCGAAACAAGGCUCACCUGAGGUGGACUGAGGUUCCACCUGAGAAACGGGGAGGGUUCAUCACCAACUAUACUGUCUACUACAAGACAGGGGAGGAGCUUAAAGCGGUUACGCUACAUGGUAACUCCACCUCAUGCACGCUCACUUCUCUGUUACCUGACACCACCUAUGUAACCUGGAUCACAGCAUCUACUGUGGCAGGCUCAACCCCCGGCUCCAAACACUCUUUCACCACAGCCAAGUACGCUCCUGGUGAGAUCGAGGUGAUCGUGGUUGGCGUUAGUUUGGGUUUCCUGUUUGUCUUCCUGAUGACCGUCCUGCUCUGCUUCUACAAGAAAGACGUGAUCAAAGAAAACUUCUGGCCCCGAAUCCCCGACCCUGGAGAGAGCACUAUUGGAAACUGGUCUCCUGAUUAUUCACUGAAGGCGGAUCCUCCAGGGGAAGGCUGCCUGUCAGGGAUCAGCGUGCUGGACGUGGAUGUGUGUGAUGGUCGUAGUCUGUUUGACGAAGAGAAGGCAGGACUUCCUCUAAAGAAGGACAAGUUUCUGUCUGAGGAGCACAGCAGUGGUAUUGGUGGGUCGUCCUGCAUGUCGUCUCCUCGUCAGAGUGUGUCUGACAGCGAUGAGGGCGGUGACAUGGCUGACACCACCGCCAGCACUGUGCAGUACUCGUCUGUGGUUGCGUCCAGUGGUUACAAAGGUCAGACCCCCACCCAGACCCCUGCCACCCUCUUCUCCCGCUCAGAGUCCACCCAACCCCUCCUGGAUUCAGAGGAAAACCCCGACAUUACCCUACAGGACGGCAGCAGACAGUCACUACGCUGCAGUCAGCCUGUAGGGGGCGAUCAUGACCCUCGCCUUCAGAGGGAGGAGCUUCAGCCACUAGACUUCUGCCCCUUGCAGGAGGACUCUGAGAACAACACACCUGCUGAUGACCAAUCAGCUGCAUCAGCCUCCAGCUACAUGCCUCAGCUGGGUGGCUACAGGCCUCAGGCCUGAGGGGGAGGGCUA